GAGUCCGUAGUGGGGGGUGGACGUGAGGUAGACUAAACCCCACAUUCCGCUCCCGCUUACCCCAUAUUUUAUCUUUACGGGAGUGGACUGCCGAGGAACUUCUCGUGCUUGUUACUUCCAAGGUGCUAUUAUGCAGUUGCAACUCAGUCUAUAGAGUAACAUCAGCGGAGCUUUACACAAAAAGAAAAAUGUCGAAACCAGAAUUUACCCUGAGAACCUCAAUAUAUCCUUCAAUUGAACCUGAGCAAUUCGAACAGUCCUUGGCUGGUAAAGUUGCACUAGUUACAGGCUCAGGUAGAGGUAUUGGAAAACAUAUCGCAUAUGCUCUUGCCAAAUCGGGGGCCUCUGUCGCAGUUACUGGGAGGACCAAAAGUCAGGUAGAUGAGACUACUCAGGAACUUUCGAAAUCUUUCCCAAAUGUGAAAGUUAUCGGAGUUAUCGGAGAUGUCUGUAAACGAUCUGAUUUGGAACGUUUGGUUGAAGAGGUAUGGUUGAGUGUUUGGUUCUCUUCUGAAAUUUACACUGAUGAGAUGACCUGUUAGGUCACUAACAAGCUUGGUCCCAUCGAUAUUCUUAUCAACAAUGCUGGCACAAAUACGUUUAUGCCCUUCCAUAUUACAGACGCAGACGAAUGGUGGAAACAAAUGGAAAUCAAUGUUAAAGCGCCUACAGAAUUAACAAGAAUCGUUCUACCUUCGAUGCAGAAACGGAAUUCCGGUACGAUAAUUUUCACGAGUUCUCGAGCAGCAGGUGCGGACUUGCCCUGGGCAUCAGGGUACUCAUGUGCGAAAACAGCCAUCACAAGAUUUGGAGGUGUUUUGCAAACAGAAUUGAAUAUGCUUCAGAAGGAUACGUUCGGCUUCGAGAAGAACGGCAUCUCAGUAUUCUCGAUUCACCCUGGUGAGAUCAAGACCGGGUUGCAUCAAACAGCUUAUCCGGAGAAGACGAAAGUCGAGGCACCGUAUGUUAUUGAAAUGAUGGCCAAAUUACAUAAAUCGCACCCAGAUUUUAGUAUUGAUCUACCAGCUUGGACGUGUGUUUAUUUGGCUGCUGGAAAAGGGUCAGCUUUAAGAGGCAGGUUGGUAGAUUGUACCAGGGAUUUGGAAGAAGUAACAAAUUUUGUGACGUCUUUGCCGAAGCUAAAGAUUACAAAUGCUUGUAGCUGAGGAUUAAAGAUGACUUCUCCAUAAUUAACUUUGCUGCUAUAAUACCGAAACCAUACGCGCAUGGCGGUGUAAUCAAUUGACUUUUGACAUGAGGCUAUCCUGACAUACGUGGUUUGAAAUCUUUGAUACUCUGAGAGUCUCGAUUUGUUUCGUUCUCCAGCAUCUAGAACCGCAGCCUACACCCCAGUAGACUGAUUUCCGACCAUUACUUAGCUAGAACAAGCUAAGUUCCCACAAUGAUAGAAGAUACUUGACCCUGAUGUACCGUUUUGACUACCACCCAAAGGUGGUAUUUUAGUUUGUUGAUUUCUUAACAACCAAGAUCUUGCCAUUUGUCGGAACUCCCGCGAACGAAAGUGGACGGAAUGAAUCUAGUACAUGCGUA
Molecule: messenger RNA, 1551 nt
Organism: Botrytis cinerea B05.10
Lineage: Eukaryota; Fungi; Ascomycota; Leotiomycetes; Helotiales; Sclerotiniaceae
Exons: 1
Coding region: 189-542 (117 amino acids)
Molecular function (GO): oxidoreductase activity
Source: RefSeq, a predicted model, not a curated record